This is a messenger RNA of Prosopis cineraria, 1875 nucleotides long. RefSeq names its product polycomb group protein EMBRYONIC FLOWER 2-like. Gene Ontology annotation, cellular component: nucleus. Gene Ontology annotation, molecular function: chromatin DNA binding. The transcript is spliced from 14 exons. Lineage: Eukaryota; Viridiplantae; Streptophyta; Magnoliopsida; Fabales; Fabaceae. The record is from RefSeq and is a predicted model, not a curated record. The coding region runs from base 323 to 1714 and encodes 463 amino acids.
CUCUCUCCUGCGUUUUUUCUUUUUCCGCCUUUUCUUCUUUCGAAAUAUACCUGGAAGUAGAAGGAUCAGCUGAUCUUAGAAUUCUUAAUUUGAAUGUUCGGGAGGGUUGACCAGGACUAUUUUGUGAUCAGGAACAGGCAAAACCGAAACUUUCAUUCUUCAACACCAAAUAUUUCGUUGUGUUUAUCUUUUUCUUUUCAUUUGAAUUGUUACUCAGUGUUUUUGGUGAACAAUCCUAUGAAUUAAUGUAGCCUUCGCAAUAGGCUACGGGGUAUUUUUCUUUUGAUAAUUGACCGAAACUCUGGGACAAGUGUGUGGGGAUAUGCACGAGGCAUUAAGGUGCACUUGUUCUCAUGUCAAUAUAUAUAAGGUUCUGCAGGUUAUAAUUCUUUUGAAGGAAGACGACAUGUGCCGUCAAAAUUCUCCUGUACAUCAUUCUACUGAGGAAGACACUGCAGCUGAUGAGAGUCUUCUUAUUUAUUGCAAGCCUGUUGAACUGUACAAUAUUCUCUACCGCCGUUCUCUUCAUAAUCAGCCUUCAUUUCUUAGGAGAUGUCUGCACUACAAAUUACGAGCAAGGCAUAGAAAGAGGUUAAGAGCUGGAAUUGUGAUCUUCAAUUAUAGGGACUGUUACAACGCAAUUCGAAAGACUGAAGUGACUGAGGACUUUUCUUGUCCAUUUUGCUUGAUGCAAUGUGCGAGCUUUAAGGGCUUGCGAUUUCAUCUUUGUGCAUCACAUGAUCUCUUCAACUUUGAAUUUUGGGUGACUGAAGACUAUCAAGCAGUGAACGUCUCUGUGAAGAGUGAUAUAUUGAGAUCAGAGAAUGUCACUGAUGGAAUAAAUCCACAGUCACAAACCUUCUUCUUCUGUGCAAGGCAUCGACGACGUAUACACAAAGAUUCUAUUCAAAAUGAUAAGUGUGCUAACAUACAGUUUCUGGAGUUGGAUUCACACAUGCUGGCUACAGAAGGCAUACAGAAUGGUUGUCAAGACAAGUACCAUGACACCCUGUCCGGCAAAGGUGGGAACUUGUCCAAGACAUCUCCCAGUCAGAAAGAAUUGCAGAAUGGAACACAGGAUGGAGAAAACUAUGGUCCUUAUCAUCCUGGUAGUGGUACUACUGAUUACUUGGAGCAUGUUGCUUCUAGUUUCAACGUUCCAGGUGUUCCAAUUGCCAUGCCCCAAACUUCUAGGGACCCUGAGUGUAAUAAAUCAGUAUCUAGAUGUGAAGCAGCUUUGCCUGCCAAGACUAGGAAGAUGAACGUGGAUCGAUCAGACUCAAGAAACCGUUUGCUCCUGCAGAAAAGACAGUUCUUUCACUCUCACAGAGUUCAGCCUAUGGCACUGGAACAAGUGUUAUCAGAUCAGGACAGUGAAGAUGAGGUUGAUGAUGACAUUGCAGAUCUUGAAGAUCGAAGAAUGCUUGAUGAUUUUGUUGACGUUUCCAAAGAUGAAAAGCAGCUUAUGCAUCUAUGGAAUUCUUUUGUGAGGAAGCAAAGCGUGCUGGCAGAUGGUCAUGUUCCCUGGGCCUGUGAGGCCUUCUCCAAGCUUCAUGGGAAGGAGUUGAUCUCAUCUCCCACUCUAUUUUGGUGUUGGAGGUUAUUCAUGAUCAAACUUUGGAAUCAUGGCCUUCUUGAUGCUCCUACCAUGAACAACUGUAGUAUCAUUUUAGAUAGUUUCAGAAACGAGGGGUCUGAUGGCGGCAAAAAUUGAAGACCUGAAGCAAACUGCUUCAACUUUGUAUUUUGCUUGAUUGUAACAUCUUAUUCAUGUAUUUCCUAUCAUAAUUUAUUAAUUAAUUAUUUUUUCGACUACAUUUAAACGAUUUAUUGUAUCAUUUUGUUAUCUAAUUGAAAUUUGGGGUUCCCUCGCAA